AUGAUAGGAAACACUUGCCUCAUGCAAUUCAUUUACCUCUUCGCAACCAUGCGAAUCUUGGGUGCCGUCUCCUCACCGAGACAUAUUGACAGAGGUGAAGCUACAGAAAUGGAGGUUACAAAAGAUGGACUUGUGCAUAGAACGAUUAUUCGGGGCGGCAGUGAUUCUCGAGAUAAAGCAGAAGUGAAGCAGGCCGGAGCCGUUGAUGCGAAGGCAGAAGCCACCUACUCGAGCUUUGCCAGCGUUCGCGCCAAGUCCUCGCAGGCCCAUGCCAGAGCGCCAGACAGUGAGGAGGCGGAGGAAGAUGAAGAGGAGCUUGAGACCACACUUCAGUCGUCCACAGCGAUGGCAUCCACCACGAAGACUACCAGCACAGCUUCCAGUCCUUUGCCCACCCCUUCGCCCGUCGGCGAAGUCGACGCUGGAGCGGACGUCGAUUGUCAGUGGGAGACGUGGGCGGAGUGGAGCGCCUGCCAGUUCACUUGUGGUGGAGGAGAAUCCAUUCGGACUCGGAAAGUUCGCCAAAUGGCACAAGGCAAGGGGGCUGCGUGCGACAACAACGACAAAGAAAGUCGCGACUGUAACACGAACCCUUGCCCGAUUGAUUGUGUCUGGGAUGAGUGGGCUCCCUGGGGAAGCUGUUCGGCAACUUGUGGACUUGGAACCAAGGUGAAGACUCGCGACCCGAGCCAACUCCCAGAGUACGGAGGCAAACCCUGCGUUGGAAAUACCACUGCAUCGGCCGAGUGCCAGGUGAAAAUCUGCCCGGUGGACUGCAAGUGGAGCGAUUGGGGAGACUGGGAAGGCUGCUCCAAGUCUUGUGGCGUCGGCGAGAGAUCCAGGUAUCGGAGCUAUGCGCAGAUCCAAAAUGCACAUGGCAAGGAGUGUCCUGGUCAGAACCUCCAGACAGAGACGUGUGGCAUGAACACUUGCCCCGUGGAUUGUGCAAUGGAGGAUUGGCAGGCAUGGGAGCCUUGCGAUGUUACGUGUGGAGAAGGCACGACGCGACGAGAACGCAGGGUAUUGACGCUGCCAGUUUUUGGUGGCGAGCGUUGUGGAGCUGUCUCGGAGAACAAAACCUGUGACAAUGGACUAUGCCCGGUUCAUUGUCUGCUCAGCGACUGGACCCAAUGGGCAGACUGUAGCAUAAGCUGCACAACUAGCGGGCAGCCAGGAUCCACGAAGCGGUUCCGGACUGUGGUCCAGCACAAGAACAAGCUCGGAGAUGACUGCGCCGGAGAGCUUGAGCAAACCACUGCUUGUAGCCCUGUUCAAUGCCCCGUAGAUUGCAAGAUGACAGAUUGGACAAUGUGGUCUGAUUGCAGUAGUACCUGUGGGCCUGGAGUCGUGGAGCGGCAGCGCGACAUAGCAUCUUCGGCUCAAUAUGGAGGCAAAGAGUGUGUCGGAGCUGCCAAUGAAACAUAUCAGAAACGCUACUGUUCCAGAGAUACAUGCCCAGUGGACUGUCAGUGGAGUGAUUGGCAGGACUGGCGCGCUUGCUCGGUGACUUGUGGGUCCGGAUCCAGCUAUCGCAAUCGCCUGGUGCAGACGCCAAUGCUGCAUGGCGGCAAGGAUUGUGACGGUGGCUACCAGCAGACUCGGCAGUGCAAUCCUGCGGCGUGCCCGGUCCACUGCGAGUGGGGAGAUUGGGCGAAAUGGGGAAACUGCAGUGGCACAUGUGGUGAGGGCACAGAGACACGAAGCAGAGACGUAAAGGUCCGUGCUGACUUCGGAGGAGAACCUUGCUCAGGCAAUUCAUCUGCAACGAGGAGCUGCGACAACGAAGCCUGCCCUGUCAACUGCCAGUGGGCCGACUGGGAGGCCUGGCAAAGCUGCUCUGCAUCCUGCGGUACAGGGCUCCAGACCCGAGAGCGCCAGAAGGCAAUUCCUGCGGAACAUGGCGGCGCAGACUGCGAGGGUGUGGCCAAAGAUUCUGUUGCUUGCUCGUCCCUUCCGGCAUGCCCGGUGGAUUGCGAAUGGGAUGAUUGGUCCCAGUGGGAAGGAUGCUCUGUGACGUGUGGCUCUGGCUUCGUGCGAAGGAGCAGGACUAGGAAGCUUUAUGAAAAGAAUGGUGGGCAUGUCUGCUAUGGGACCGAGGAUGAUGAGAAGGUGUGCGCACUGGAUCCAUGUCCUGUUGACUGCGUCUUGGGAGACUGGGCGCGCUGGUCGGACUGCUCUGUCACAUGUGGGCCCACCGGUCAACAGACGCGAUCUCGCGGUGUGGUCGUUCAUGGAUCGUUAGGAGGCAAAGCUUGCAAUCCGGAUGAUCUGCUCGAAACCACCGGCUGCGAAGAUGCCCCAUGCCCUAUUCACUGCGAGUGGGCGACAUGGGGUGAAUGGAGCAAAUGCACCAAGGAGUGCAAUGGUGGUACGACUUUUCGGCACAGAUCCGAAAACGUUUCAGCGGAACACGGAGGUCGUCAGUGUGAAGGUUCUGCCGACGAGGAGAUGGUGUGCAAUGCGCACGGCUGCCCCGUCGACUGCAAGUUUGAGGAGUGGACAGACUGGAGCGACUGUUCCAAGAGCUGCAGCGCAGGGAACAGGACAGCCUCCCGAACGCUCAUUACGCCACCUCAGUGGGGUGGUCAACCUUGUGACGGUGGUAUCUUCAAGACAGAGUACUGCAACGAGCAACCUUGCCCAGUGGAUUGUAGUUGGGGCGAGUGGUCAAAUUAUGCCCUUUGCUCAAAGACGUGUGGCGGCGGUCAAAUGGAAAGGACUCGCGAAUCCAAUCCCGAGCUGUACGGUGGUAAGCCUUGCGGCGGCCUUGCAAGGGAGUCCACUCCAUGUAACACCCAAGGAUGUCCGCAGGACUGCGAGUGGGGCCAGUGGACCACGUGGACGCCCUGUUCGAAGGAGUGUGGCGGUGGCUCCAUCAAGCGCUUCCGAGAUGUCGUUGUGAAGCGGGCUUUUGGUGGAGAUCCUUGUGUGGGAGCUUCAGAGGAGGAAGCGGGUUGCAAUUUCGAUGUUUGUGCAGUUCACUGCGAGUGGAACGACUGGGAAGCUUGGAGUCCCUGCCCAGCCACCUGCAACGGUGGAGUGCGCAGCAAGAGCCGAACACGGAAGCAGGAAGCCUCCGCUGGAGGAAAGCCAUGUGCAGGAAACCGCACCGAGAACGAGAGAUGCAAUUCGCAACCAUGUCCUGUGGACUGUAGCUUCGAGCUGUGGCAAGAGUGGGGCGAUUGUUCGGCCUCUUGUGGCGUGGGCUCCCGCUUCCGAACCCGGGUGAAGAAAGCAGAGCUCUACGGAGGAGCGCCGUGCCAGGACGUGAUGUGGGAGGUGGGUGAGUGCAGCAACCCAGAAGAUGACAUCAAUUGCCCGCAUUCAACCUCAAGCACGACGACAACGUUGACGCUUCUUCAGCUCGAGAAGGGGCAGCUGGGCUGGAGCCACCUACACAACGUUUGGGAGCCACACGCGGAGCGGGGCCCUUUAGAGGUCCCGGGCCAGGAGGAGCUGUCGAAGAAUUUCUCGAUCAGCAAAGACCCGAGCUACAAGGGCGAACCCUACAAGCCUACGAUACCUUGUCCCAAAGACAAGCUGAACCAGUCGCUGGAAAUCUACGAGAAGCUCAAGUUGCAGCAGCCAGACCUUGCCAAGCUGUCGAACGCAACGCAGGCCGAAGCCAUGAAGGUAAUCGACAAGAUGAUCCAGAAUAUCACGGGGGAGGUGCCACAGGUGAAUUAUACCUACAACGAGGUGGUGUUGAAUCGCACAACAGCGCCGCCCACGAUACCACCACCGUCUCCGACCGCAGUGGAGCGAACCGCCGACAUGGAUGUUUCCAGCAGCAACGUCAAGCAGGUGUUGGACAUUUUGGAAGCUCUUCCCAGCAAAACGGCUGACGUCGAGAAAUUCUUGAAGCAGGUGGAGCAGAAUCUUUCAUCAAGCAGUGGAUCGCGGCCUUUCCAGGCUUCAGGCAACUUCUCGGAAUACUUGUCCAAAGAAGCAGCCGAAGCACCGGAUACGCCAGCUUCGAGAAACUUUACCGACGCUUUCGAGACGGCCGACAGCAAGCAGGACGGAAGGACCGUCUUGGCUGAAAUUGCCGGAGAUCUAGGUCUGGACGUGAUCGAGGCGGACGAUUUCGUCGGGAAUCCCUCCGUCUCGGCAGCCCUGGCGAAGGCUUUGGCGAAUUUGGCGGGUGCGGAGAGCGAGGACGUGAAAGUGGACGUCACCAUCCCGCAGGCCAUGCUGCUGUCACAAGUGCAGAAGAGGAUAAAAGGAAACGUGAACGUGGCAUACAUGAUUGAGGUGUACAAACAGGACGUGAACAAAGGAAAUGCUUCCCAAGUCGCGUCGAGAAUCUCAACCUCAGACAUAAAUACGGUGACUGCAGAGAUCCGGCGGCAGGUGUCUUCCUCCGGUCAGAACUUCGCGCUCAGGGCGGUUAGCCUCAGUGUGACCAUCCUGCCCGUCAGCUCUGAUGGCAACAUCGAGGUAUCACCCAGCUCUAGCGAAGAGGAAAGUGAAAACACCUCGCUGGUGGAGGAUGCGGUGCCCACCGCAAUGCUGGAUGGGAAGGCCAAGGCCCCAAGAACUGCCCAAGCCAUGGUCGAGACGGCGCAGCGAGUAGCCGAGAUUGCCAAGGUUGCCAGUGCAAAGUUUCAUCCGCAGACUGUGCUGGGGACCGACAAGGAUGAUCUUCCCAAAGAUCCACAGGACGAGAAAAGGGAAACGAUAAGAUCUGAGCCAGGUCUCAAGUCAGGAACUGCCAGAUGUUGCCUGGCGGUUGCGGCUGCUUUACCACUGGUGAUGAAGCUGCUGGAAGUGAUCUCUUGA
Symbiodinium sp. CCMP2456 is the source of this 4782-nucleotide messenger RNA. The record is from the annotation of a GenBank genome assembly. Lineage: Eukaryota; Dinophyceae; Suessiales; Symbiodiniaceae.